CCACCGUCUGGUGUGAUCUCUUUUGCUCUCUCCUCUCCGUGUGGGAAAACAAUAAUCCAAUCCCUCUUUCUUCUAUCUUCUUUUUCUUCUUCUUCUUUUCUUCUACUCUUCUGUACAAAUUUCAAAUCGUUACACCAUGACCGUGAUGACGCCUGCCGCCAUAGAUCAAGAAGAUGAGGAAAUGCUUGUGCCGCACUCGGAUUUGACUGACAAUCAUCAACCUAUGGAUGUUGUGGCACAACCGGAAACUGCAAAUAAUGCAGAGAAUCAGUCAGUGGAGGAUCCUCCCUCCUCGAGAUUCACAUGGAGGAUUGACAACUUCUCUAGGUUGAAUACAAAGAAGCAUUAUUCAGAUAUGUUUAUCGUCGGUGGUUAUAAAUGGCGUAUCCUUAUUUUCCCUAAAGGAAACAAUGUGGAUCAUUUAUCUAUGUACCUGGAUGUUGCUGAUUCAGCAAGCUUGCCAUAUGGGUGGAGCAGAUAUGCACAGUUUAGUCUGGCUGUGGUAAAUCAGAUCCAUAGCAAAUAUUCAGUGAGAAAAGAUACACAACAUCAAUUCAAUGCACGAGAAAGUGAUUGGGGUUUCACAUCCUUUAUGCCUCUUGGUGAACUAUAUGAUCCUAGUAGAGGGUAUCUUGUGAAUGAUACUUUGAUAGUUGAAGCUGAGGUUAUUGUUCGCAGAGUGGUGGAUUAUUGGACAUAUGACUCAAAAAAGGAAACUGGUUAUGUUGGACUCAAGAACCAGGGGGCAACAUGUUACAUGAACUCUCUCCUCCAAACUCUCUACCAUAUUCCAUACUUCAGGAAGGCAGUGUACCAUAUGCCUACAACAGAGAAUGACAUGCCAUCUGGAAGCAUCCCUUUGGCUUUGCAGAGUUUAUUUUAUAAGCUCCAGUAUAGUGACAGUAGUGUUGCAACUAAAGAGCUGACAAAAUCGUUUGGAUGGGACACUUAUGAUUCUUUCAUGCAGCAUGACGUUCAAGAACUUAAUAGGGUUUUGUGCGAAAAACUCGAGGACAAAAUGAAGGGGACUGUUGUAGAGGGUACUAUACAACAGUUAUUUGAAGGACACCAUAUGAACUACAUUGAAUGUAUCAACGUGGAUUACAAAUCGACAAGGAAGGAGUCAUUUUAUGAUCUUCAACUUGAUGUUAAAGGUUGUCGUGAUGUUUAUUCUUCCUUUGACAAGUAUGUAGAAGUUGAGCGUCUCGAGGGUGAUAAUAAGUAUCAUGCUGAACAAUAUGGGUUGCAGGAUGCUAAGAAGGGUGUAUUAUUCAUUGACUUUCCUCCUGUCCUUCAACUUCAGCUGAAGCGGUUUGAGUAUGAUUUUAUGAAGGACACCAUGGUUAAGAUUAAUGAUCGUUAUGAGUUCCCUUUGCAACUUGAUCUUGAUAAAGAUGAUGGAAAAUAUUUAUCCCCUGAAGCUGAUAGGACAGUUCGCAAUCUUUACACACUCCACAGUGUUUUGGUUCACAGUGGCGGGGUGCAUGGAGGACAUUAUUAUGCAUUUAUCAGGCCGACUCUCUCUGAUCAGUGGUAUGUUUUGUUCUUCUAACACUUUUGAUGGGCCAUAUUUGAGCGGUUUGGGAAUCAAUUGGGUGGAUGUACUUUUAACAGGUGUCAAAAUGGUUAUAGAAUUCCUGUCUGCUUUUGGCGGUACUAAUUAAAUUAGUGUUGUUUGGUUAACUUAAGAUUUGGAUUUAACGCAUUUACAACUCGACAGGGGAGAAUUUUGCCAUUGGAGCUACAAGGUUAUAGCAGCUUACAUUUUUCUUUUGUAAACAGCUAAUAGAUGUCAAUGGCACAUUACAUAUAUAUAAGAAAGUUAUAAUUGAUAGUUCUGCGGUGAACUUGGGACACCUUUUAUGUUUUCAGUUGAAUGAAUAGUUGGGCUUACAUGGGAGAAGUUGGUGUCUGAGAGAACUGCUU
Messenger RNA from Carica papaya (papaya), 1926 nucleotides. The record is from RefSeq and is a predicted model, not a curated record. Lineage: Eukaryota; Viridiplantae; Streptophyta; Magnoliopsida; Brassicales; Caricaceae.